This is a messenger RNA of Oncorhynchus masou masou (cherry salmon), 2592 nucleotides long. Its product is annotated as death-associated protein kinase 2-like. Gene Ontology annotation, biological process: intracellular signal transduction; protein phosphorylation; positive regulation of apoptotic process. The transcript is spliced from 12 exons. Bases 548 to 1633 code for a protein of 361 amino acids. Gene Ontology annotation, molecular function: ATP binding; protein serine/threonine kinase activity. Lineage: Eukaryota; Metazoa; Chordata; Actinopteri; Salmoniformes; Salmonidae. Gene Ontology annotation, cellular component: cytoplasm; nucleus. The record is from RefSeq and is a predicted model, not a curated record.
AUACCACAUCACACAAUAGGCUACAACUCCAGUGUACUGUGCAGUAGGCCUAUUUGCAAAUUGCACGCAACAUAUCCAAGAAAUUGGAUUGUACUAGACUAAUCAGUGGAUUGAUUCAGGGCCACCACAGGCACCUUUUAUAGUCUACAGGAAUAUUGAUGUGGUUUAAAAAUGUAAAAGUAUGCGAGGACUUGCUAUGGUGUAUAUGUCGCGUAUCUCUAGCUCCCCUGUAGGCUUUCGUAACCAAAGAGCAUUGAAAUAAAGGGAGCCGUCGAACUAGUCUGGCUACUACUCUCUCCCCGGUACGGAAACCGGUUGCUGUCAGAAUACGGCACAACCUAAUUAUUUAAUUUCAAGGGAGACAAAUUUACUUUAAAUUCGGGAGUUCGUAAAGCCUACUACACAGGUGAAGAAGUAGAAAGUUGUGACACGACCAACCUCACAAGCGGCGCCCGAGAUUAUCGUGAAUUUAUUUGGAGUGCAGGAGGUCUGGAAAACAACCAGAAAAAUAGUGUGAGGGGGGGGAAGAGGGAAAAAGAGCAAGACCAUGGCUCAGAUUAAGCUGCAGAAUGUGGAGGACUACUAUGAGAUUGGAGAGGUGCUUGGCAGUGGUCACUUUGGGCAAGUGCGUGCGGUGCUGGAGCGGGCGUCCAAGGCCCACUGGGCGGGGAAGUUCCUGAAGCUGCGUCGGAGCGCCAGUAGCCGCCUGGGCCUGGAGAGGAAGAGUGUGGAGAGGGAGGUGGAGAUACUGCAGAGCCUGCAGCACGCCAACGUCAUGGCCCUCAGGGAUGUGUUUGAGAGUCGCGCCGAGGUGGUGCUCAUCGUGGAGCUUAUCAGUGGUGGGGAGCUGUUUGAUUUCAUAGCAGAGAAGGAGAGCCUGUCUGAGGAGGAGGCCAUAGAGUUCUUGAAGCAGAUCCUCAUGGGAGUGGGCUUUAUGCACACUAAGAACAUUGCCCACUUUGACCUCAAGCCAGAGAACAUCAUGCUGGCUGACAAGACGAUGCCACACCCCCACAUCAAGAUCAUUGACUUUGGACUGGCCCAUCGCCUCAAACAGGGGGAGGAGUACAGGAGCCUAUCUGGGACCCCACAGUACAUCGCCCCUGAGGUGAUUAACUAUGAACCCCUGAGCGAGGCAGCCGACAUUUGGAGUAUUGGUGUGAUAACCUACAUAUUGUUGAGUGGUUUGUCCCCCUUUCAAGGAGAUAAUGACGAGGAGACACUAAAGAAUAUCGUGGGGAUGAUCUAUGAGUUUGAAGAGAACUAUUUCACCAAGACCAGCACCAUGGCCAAAGACUUUAUUGAGAAACUGCUGGUCAAAGACCCAAUAGAGAGAAUGACAGCGGAUGAAUGUCUAGAACACCCUUGGAUCAAGCCCCUCACACGUAAACAGGCAGAUAACAGAAGUCGGUCGUCCAUCAACAUGAAAAGCUUCAAGAAGUUCAACGCCAAAAGGAAAUGGAAGAUGUCAUAUAACAUGGUGUGGGCGUGUAACAGAUUAUUUCGCCUGCAGUUGCAGUGUAAAAGCAGGUCCCAGGAGGACCCAGAACUGAGGCAGUGUGAGAGCGACCAGGAGGACACGGAGACCAAGCCUGCUUCUCUCAUUCGCCGCCGCCUCAGCAGCAGUUCCUAAAGAAGACCACUGGGGUCACUAACACAGCCACAGACCACCUCUAUCCAUCCCACCAUGGGGAAAUGGAGAGAAGCCUUUUGUGAGUGCUGCACCAAUCAACAAUAGUCUGAGUUACAGAAUGACUGACUAUGCUAGUGACGAUACGAGUAACAAACCCGUGAUGUGCAGGUGCCUAAAGCCAGUGUUAGUCCACAGAGUUGAAUCUUAAUGUCAGACACCGUUCCUGAUCAAACCACUGUAGUUUACCAAACUGCUUCUGUUACACUUCACCCCCAUUUGACCUAGCAUUUGCCUGUGCCUUUUAUGUAUUUGCCUGUGCCUUUUAAGUUUGACAUAUUUAUUUUCUGAACAUGCCAAAACUUUUGUUUUGGUGCACGGGAUAGAGUUUGUCACACUUAUAGCUAACCUCGAUUGCAAUUAUUAUGCCUUACAAUAUUAUGUGGUUAUUAUUUAGCCUCCGCCACAUGUUCUGAUAUUUUUGACUACUGUGCAUGUUCUGAUAUUUUUGACUACUGUAUGCCUAUCAAAGGUCAAUACUAUUCCAAACUCAUUUUUAUUUGCGUUUGAGACAUGAGCAAUUUCAUACAAUUAACUAGAAAAAGUACUUGGUAACUCAAAUGUAAAUUAAGUGUUUUACAUGAAAUUAGGGAACAAUACAAGCCAUACAAUUGGAAAUAGAAGGCCUGUUUUUCUAAUUCUGCCUUUAAGUGGAUACAUUAUUUGUGUCAGAAUGUAGAUAUAAGUUUAUACAGAGCUACUGUACUAUACACAGCUACAGUGUUUGACACUGACAUGUAAUGUAGUCUUAGUGUGUAGGGCCCUUAAAAGCCUUAUCAAACUUCAUCUUCAAUAUACUUUAUUGAACAUUUCAACUAUCUUUGGCUUAUGUCAAAGGUCAAUUGAAUAGUCAUUUUUGAAAGGGAAAGCUACUUUAUAACCUUGUGUAGGCUUGUUUUUAU